AUGCCAGCCUUGAACAACUUCGACCAGGUCCGCAGCAACAUCCGAACACAUGCCCAAGGCAUAUUUUCUACACCCCAUCACGAUCCAAAGGGCGCUGGAUUGACAAAUUGGCGGUCACCCGAGAUACCAAUACGCGCAGACUUUGCGUACCUCGCUCGCUCAUACAUGGAGACAAUACACGAAUCGUAUCCUGCAGUUCACUGGCCCACUUUUCAGCGAGAAGUGGACGAAGUGUACACUUCGAAAACAUUCGAGGGCUGCUCUCGUGAAUGGGUCGGAUUAUUCUUUGCGGUAUUGGCUUGUGGCGCUUUGCAAGCUGAACCGGGGCACACCAACUCUCCUACCUCAGUGUCAAAGGGCCAGGCAAUGUAUGAGACCGCGACUGCUGUUCUCCAGUCCUGGCCGCAUGAUGUCUCAGUUACAUAUGCCCAAGCAGCACUUCUGUUGAGCAUCUACGCUACUGAGUGCAACUUGGGCCCUGCGGGCUCUAUGUGGCUCGCCUCUUCCGCGAGAAUGGCUCAGGAAUUGCAAAUAUGCCCUGAAGUCGAUGUCUGGCCUCUUGUCGACGGUGAGAUCCGACGUAGGCUCUGGUGGUCCAUCUACGUUCGCGAUAGGAUCAUGUCGCUUGAGACAGGCAAGCCUAUGAUCAUCAACGAAAUCGACUGCGAAAUAUCUCUGCCAUCCGCCGUGGACGACCGCUACAUCCAACCGAACAGUUCCUUCCGCUCAGCUAUUGGCAAUCGACGGAAGGUCAACACGGCGUGCGGAAAGCACGUGGUAUUCUUCCUCGAAAGGAUGUUCGACAGAGUGCGUACCGGGCGCGCAAGCAGUCAUCAGCUCGAGCAGGAUGAGGAGAUGAUCGCGUAUGUCAGUGCGGACGCUCAAAGCAGCCUUGAGCAUUCUUGGGUUUGGGCGGGUGAUAAUUUGAUCUCUUCGAGCAUGAAGCCAGACCCGACCCCCAUCGCUACAAGAUCGCCGAGCGGCGAUGAACCGAUGCGGGACGCACUACCAUUGCGCACGUCAUCUGGUUCACCGAUGAACACUACAACUGAACCGGAUGAGUGGAGCAAGGUUGAGCAAAUGGUCAAGCAGCUGAUGGAUGAGCUCCUUCAUCGAUCCACGCAAUCGCCUGCCUACUAUCCUCCACCCCAUAAUCCUGUUAAGCGCGUGCAGUUGGCACCGGAAGCACCACCACCACCAAAGAUGGCGCCAAACCCAAGUCCGACACCGUCAGGCACAAGUCGCAUCAGCAUUGCCAACAUUAUAUGA
This is a messenger RNA of Alternaria infectoria, 1269 nucleotides long. RefSeq lists its product as uncharacterized. The record is from RefSeq and is a predicted model, not a curated record. The transcript is spliced from 3 exons. Gene Ontology annotation, biological process: DNA-templated transcription. The coding region runs from base 1 to 1269 and encodes 422 amino acids. Gene Ontology annotation, molecular function: DNA binding; zinc ion binding. NCBI's taxonomy places the organism in Eukaryota, Fungi, Ascomycota, Dothideomycetes, Pleosporales, Pleosporaceae.